Messenger RNA from Trametes versicolor FP-101664 SS1, 711 nucleotides. RefSeq lists its product as uncharacterized. Bases 1 to 711 code for a protein of 236 amino acids. Lineage: Eukaryota; Fungi; Basidiomycota; Agaricomycetes; Polyporales; Polyporaceae. The transcript is spliced from 3 exons. The record is from RefSeq and is a predicted model, not a curated record.
AUGGCUAUCGCCGCCGCCCUCGUGUCGGUCCUAUCCACCCUUCAGCCUCAAUUUGUAUUGAACUUCUCCGAGGCCCGCCAACAUUCGUUGACCGUCAUGGCCGUUGUACGCGCUCUUGGCCAGACCCUCCGCGAGGACUACGUCCGUGGAGAGAUGAAGAUGCGUGGGGAGCUGCGAUGGCUGAUGAGAGAAGGGUUAUCGGACAUAUCCGGCGUCCCUUGCGCGCGCAUGGCCUACACUAUCAAGGGCUACUGCACGCACGUCGUCCUGCGGUACUCGGUCAGGCUUGUCGGCUGGCCCGACAACAUUGUAUUUGACAACCUGAGCCGCAUCACCGGCAAGGAGCGAGUCUCCCGCCUCCUCGCGCUCUGGAAGAGCGGUGUCAUGCACUUCGUCCCCAUCACCGACACGGCCGUGCUCGACGCAGCGAUGAAGGACCCCCUUGCCGUCGCUCCGGCAGUCCUCCACCGUGGCAUCCCGCCCAAGCGUCACCGCAGCGACCUCGGCAAGCGCCAUCGACGCCCGAAGGCGAACCCAUACGGCUUGCCGUCGAGGUACCCUCGGGAUGGGCCGAAGUCGGCCGAGGUGAUCACAGAUGAGGCGGAGGCAAGGGCGGAGCAGGAGGCCAGGAUCGCCGAGCUGACUGACUUGCAGCUUGUUCUACUUAGACUACAGCGUCUGCCGUUCGUGUGGCCGGAGUUGGCAGCGUAG